UUCAUCGGCGGGCUGGGCUCACGGGCGGACGAGGCGAUGGACGGCGAUGGGCGGCGACGGGGACGACGACGGCAGCAAUGGGCAAUGCUCGAGAGGCGGCGAGCGAGCGUGGAGCCGUGGAAAUCGGCUGGCCGUCGGGAUGAGCGUGUCACGAUGCGCUGCUGGUCGGCGGGCUGUUUCGCUGUUUCGCAGGGCUCGGGGGAUCCGCUUGGGCGAUCAUCAGCCGCAGCAGCGGCCACUCUGCGACUUUUCUACCUGGACGCCAUCAAACCCAGUGACGACACAUACUUCUCUGUCAGCAGCUGAAGCGUCAGCCGGGAUGCCUCUGUCUGCUCCUGCACCAUGUCCGUAACGCUGCACACCGAUCUCGGUGAUUUGAAAAUUGAGAUCUUCUGCGAAAGCGUUCCUCAGACCGCAGAGAACUUCCUCGCCCUCUGCGCCUCGUCCUUCUACGAUGGCUCGCCCUUCCACCGCCUGAUACCCUCCUUCAUGGUCCAAACCGGCAGUCCUGCCUCCGACCCCAAGUCCAAGACUUCCACUUCCAUCUUCGAGACGCCGGACCGUCUUUUCGAAGACGAGAUCCGUCCUGCUCUUCGACACAACGCGCGCGGCAUGGUCAGCAUGGCAAACAAGGGCCCCAACACCAACGGCAGCCAGUUCUUCAUUUGCUUGGCCUCGGCUCCUCACUUGGACGGGAAGAAUACCGUUUUCGGCCGUGUCAUUGAGGGAUUGGAUGUGCUCGACCAGCUGGAGGGUCUUGAGGUAGACAAGAAGAACCGCCCUAAGGAAAAGGUGGUUAUUAAAAGCGUCACCAUCCAUGCCAACCCAUUGGCCGGUUGAAGAAGGCGGGGGCUGGAUGCGGACGAAGUAGAUUCGCAUGGUCAACAGUCUCCUGGGAGCAGUGCAGGCUUGUAGAAGAAUCGCAAGCCGAAAUCUAGGACGGAAGCCAAUUAAUACACAGUGAAAUGAUG
Aplosporella prunicola CBS 121167 is the source of this 971-nucleotide messenger RNA. RefSeq lists its product as uncharacterized. NCBI's taxonomy places the organism in Eukaryota, Fungi, Ascomycota, Dothideomycetes, Botryosphaeriales, Aplosporellaceae. The record is from RefSeq and is a predicted model, not a curated record. Gene Ontology annotation, molecular function: peptidyl-prolyl cis-trans isomerase activity. Gene Ontology annotation, biological process: protein peptidyl-prolyl isomerization; protein folding. The transcript has 3 exons. Bases 343 to 840 code for a protein of 165 amino acids. Gene Ontology annotation, cellular component: catalytic step 2 spliceosome.